Molecule: messenger RNA, 4145 nt
Organism: Nicrophorus vespilloides
Lineage: Eukaryota; Metazoa; Arthropoda; Insecta; Coleoptera; Silphidae
Product: zinc finger protein 569
Exons: 3
Coding region: 229-3159 (976 amino acids)
Biological process (GO): regulation of transcription by RNA polymerase II
Molecular function (GO): RNA polymerase II cis-regulatory region sequence-specific DNA binding; DNA-binding transcription factor activity
Source: RefSeq, a predicted model, not a curated record
GUGGAUGACUCAUCGGAGGUGGAUCGAAGCCCUCGGAACUCUAGUGCAGGAUCGAUUCCAGACAUUAACAACAAUGCAAACGAGAACGAGCGCCAUUUUGGUGCCGUCGAAGUGAAGGUCGAACGCCAAUCGUCAAGAAACUUGGUUAGGUUCUAGGAUCCUAUUACAUAUUAUUUAUGUAGCCUCAUUGAAAUGAUGUGGAAAUAGGACGAGAAAAACUAAAUAAAUAUGGAAGAGGAACCGUUCACAUUAAGUUGGGAACAUGGGGAGGUGGUGCAGACGGAAGAGGUCAUCUGCGGUAUAGACAAUGAUAAUAUGAUCGCCACGGAGACGGAGGUGUACGGCGAUGUGUGCGAGGAAGUCAUAGUGCACAGCGGCGAUCCUCAACUGGAUGAAUUGCAACAUGAAGUUGGUGAGGACGGCGUGAUGUACUUGACGGAGGAACAGAUUCUGGUCAUGCAGCAACCACCGGUCACCGGAGACGAUUUCCUGGAUUGUCAAGUGGCCGAAGAGGUGAUUGCCGAGGAAUGGACGGACGCAUGCGAUGAGAUCGUUGUUGGUUCCGAAGAGCACGUCGGUGACACAGAGGAACAGCAAUCUGAUGACGUAAUGAUUCCUUUGCCCACCGACCAGGACCAGUAUUCUGCUUCUAGACCAUAUCCCUGUGACUUCUGUAGCAGACGUUUUCGCAAGAAAGUUACAUUGAUGAACCACAUGGUUCUCCAUCAAACAGACAAACCACACGGCUGCAAUCUAUGCGGUGUGCGAUAUGCGCGCAAAGUGGAUUUAAUGAAUCAUUUGAAAAUACACGCGUUCGUGCCCAAUACUGAUACCUUGGAGGAAGAGUUACCGGACGAUUCAGAAGAUUACGAUAAGGCGAGAAAGCGUCAAAAACCCAGUUUUUCCACGAAGAAAAAGAAGAAUAAAAAAGUAAAGGACGAAUAUCAAAGUAAUGGUAAAGCAGCAUCCGGUUCACGACCUUACGAUUAUGUAAAUGAGGAUGUACGGCUGAUGGAGACAUUGGAGAGUAAACCCAUAGUUGAUUACGCCGAAUAUUUACCCAGAGAGAACAUGGCCAGUGAACCUAGGUAUCCAAUCACAGAUCCUAGAAAACCGUUUGUGUGUCAACAUUGUGGUGUAGGUUUCGCUAGAGAAAAAGCUUUGGCUUCCCAUGCUCGUGUACAUGCAGGUGAUAGUCCGUUCGAAUGUAGGCGCUGCGGCGAGAUGUUCUGGGAUGCUAAUUUAAUGCGAGACCAUAUUAAAAACAAGCACAAUGGUGUUGAAGAAGAUUUCAUGGACGACGACGACGAUGAUUUCUCUGAAGAGGACAAUAAAUAUGGCGAGUUUUUCUGCUCGUCCUGUGGGAUGAGUUUCCAUCGUCAUGAUCUUCUCAAGAAGCAUCAGCGUAUGCACGUAAAGGAGGAAUACAAUCAGGAAGAUCCGGACUAUGCUCAUAUAUGCAAUGUUUGUGGUGAAUCGUUUAGUGAGGCGUUAGAUUUGCUUGCUCACGCCGAAGUACAUGCUCGCAGCUCCGAUUUCCGGUGUAUGAUAUGUGGAGAUCUAAACCCCGAUGAACAAUCGUUAGCUGCUCACGUUCAAUCCAAACAUGGCAAAUCGCUUCCACCCAAUACAUGUUUACACUGUGGACGCACAUGUCGCGAUAAAAACGCACUACUCAAACACGUCUUGGAGCACACCAAGGAGAAGCUCUUCCCUUGCACGAAAUGCGAGAAAACCUUCUACAACAAGGCCAGAUUAAAAAGACAUAUGCUCUCGCAUAGAAACAAGGUGGUUGCUUGCGACGUGUGCGGAGAGCACUUUGCAGAUGGCAGAUCUUUGAUGAACCAUCGGCACAGUCACAGUAGCGUAUCAGGUAGACAAUUUCCAUGUCGAGAAUGCGGUAAGACGUUCGGUUCUCGCAGUUCUCAGCAAAUUCACAUAAGAAUACAUACCGGAGAGAGGCCUUAUGGAUGCAGAUUUUGCUGGAAAGCAUUUGCUGAUGGCGGUACUUUGAGAAAACAUGAGAGAAUCCACACCGGGGAGAAGCCAUAUGCAUGCGCCGUAUGUCCUAGAGCAUUCAAUCAACGGGUCGUUUUAAGGGAACACAUCCGUUCCCACCAUUCUGGUCCGGAUCCAAACUACACUCACAGUAUGACUCCAUACUGCUGCACCGUCUGCUCGGACAUGUUCACCACAUCUCAGGAUUUGAUUGUGCAUCUCAUUCACCAUUGUGACUUGAAUACGGCCAUGAGGCGUCAGCCUCAGAUCGGUCCGCGCAAGUACAAACGAAGACGCAAACUGAAGCCGCAUGAAUUGGAACUGAUGAGUUCUAGUAUGGGCGUGGAAGAUGUUGAGAAUAAUAUAGCAUACUCUGAAUCGGACGAUGAGGAGAAGAAGAAGAAGCGGAAACAGCGAAAGAAUUCAACCAAGUCUACGGAUGAACCGUACAAUGAUAUGUACAGCGGUUUUUCAUCAACGAUGGAAGCUCCGACUCCGGCAGCUAAUGCGAAACCCGUUAAAGCUAAGAAAAAGCCAAAGGAGGCGGCGCCUCCAUCCAGACCGAAGAUGAUCCACACUCAGAAAACAAAAGUGGCUGUGGAAAGCGCGGAAGGUGGUAAGAUGCGACACAAGACGAAGACCUUGGUCACACGUACGCAGCCCACCGAACUGAAAUCCUCGACCGGCGAUCGAAUCCGGCCGCGCACGAAGAACGUCAGUUACCACAUCUUGAAUCCAGAAAAGUUACCAUUGGCCACAUUCCCCGACGACGACACCGAGCAGGCAGUGAACAGCUUAUUGGAGAACGAAAGUCCAGAGAUGAACGGUCUUUCGGAUGAUCUCUCACCAAAGAUUAACAAAGGUAAUAACAGUUUGGCCCCGGGCCGACACAUCAUCGGCCCCGGGCAGAUAGUAAAGUUCGUUAAGAGCGGUAUGCUUAUCUCCAAGAAGAAAAUCAAAUGCGAGAUCGUGCCGGAGGAGACCGUUAUCGAGGAGAUGGUCGACAAUACGGUGCACAUCAAGCAAGAGAACGACAAUCCUCUUAACGAACUCGCAGAACUAUCCAUGCAAUACGCGCAGAACAUGUUCAAAUGCGAAAUGUGCAGUGAAAGUUUCUCUGACCGCGCCCAGCUACUCGUACACGUGCCUAUCCACAUUUGAUCUUAAUUCUAUUCCCAUUCUAUAUAAUCUGCGUAUCGAACUAAUUUACACUGCUGGCAGGAGAAAUCUAUAUUAUUCAAUCGGUCAAUUCUCUUAUCAUUUUAAAUAUUCGUUCUUGCUUUACUAUUCAUUCAUUUUCUUUGCGCGAAUUCAACAACCGUCUAUAAAUUUAUUAUUGUUAUUAUUUUUAUACAUUAUUUGAGAAAAAUUUCCGUGCAGAUUUCAGGGUUUCCGAUGAAGACUUAUUAUAUAUUCUGGGGUUAAUGUAGAAUGGAUUCCAAAGCCAAAUACGAUUGAAGGAUGUUUCCGAAGCGGAAUACAAAACUUAAACACUAAAACUCGUAGUCCCGAUUUAAUUUCAAUUAAAUCAAUCAAUAAUAAAAAAAAAGACAUGUUAUAUCGUUCGACUGCUUUUAUUCACCUUAAUUACAUUGUAAAUUUCUUUUACUUACUGAAUACUAUAAUUUUUUUUUAUAUAGAUUGAUUUAUUUAUGACGAUAGGGCACAUUUUGAUAUCAUAUUCUGAUUGUAAUUUGUUAUUUCAAAAUGGGAAUGGAAUUCGUUGUUUUGUCGGGCAAUUGAAAGUCGGUGGCGUUGCACAAACGUUUCUUUGCAUCGGGGGAAAGAGAUAUUAUAUGGAAAACGAGUAUUUAAUAAUAUUAAAAAUGAAUAACGUAUGGACCACACUUUAACGAAAACUGAAUGUAGCAUUGAUUAAGCUUUAUCUUUACUGUUUAGUUAAUAAUGCAUUGUGCAUUAUGUGUAUCAUUCUCUAUAAUGUUUUUUUUUGUUGUGCGCGGGGCAUUUAAUUUGGUGCCAUACUUGUAGGACUUUCUUUACUUUUUUUGUACAUAAACUGAGAGAAUAAAAAAAAUCAAUUAAUGCUUUAAGAGAAAUAAAAAUGAAGAGAAAAUGUAAUUUUUGCAGCACUUAUAAGAAGUGUGGAUUGAUUUAGUUUCGAAAGCUAUAAACUAUUCUGUAUAUGU